This is a messenger RNA of Megalops cyprinoides (Indo-Pacific tarpon), 1318 nucleotides long. It is a transcript of the gene samtor, whose product is annotated as base methyltransferase of 25S rRNA 2 homolog. Lineage: Eukaryota; Metazoa; Chordata; Actinopteri; Elopiformes; Megalopidae. Gene Ontology annotation, biological process: negative regulation of TORC1 signaling. The coding region runs from base 30 to 1220 and encodes 396 amino acids. The transcript has 5 exons. The record is from RefSeq and is a predicted model, not a curated record.
GCCGGUGGGUUUCGGGCCGGUGCGGUACUAUGGAUCCCGCGAACAGCGCUCAGCCCGGCGAGAGAGGAACCGAACAUGGACACAUUCCCAUCGCCAAAUCACCGGGAGGAGCGCAGAAGAAGAAGAUAGAGCAGGAGAAGCUGUCCGGCGUCGUGAAGAGCGUCCACCGCAAACUGCGGAGAAAAUACAGAGAAGUGGGGGAUUUUGAGAAGAUCUGGCGGGAGCACUGUGAGGAUGAGGAGACGCUGAGCGAGUACGCCCUGGCGAUGAAGAACCUGGCCCACAACCACUGGACCAAGAGCUGCGAGGGGGAGGGCCGCAUCGAGUGGUGCCGCAGUGUUUGCCAGGAGUACUUUCUGGAUGGAGGGAUGAAGAGGAUGCUGGACAAGGAUGAGAAGACUGCAAGGCUCGGCACGGGAAAGGCCCCUGCAACCCCACCGUAUCAGAACAAUGGACCACACUGGUCCAGUCUGCAGACAGGAAGGAUCCGCUUGCUGGAUGUGGGCAGCUGUUUCAACCCCUUCCUGAAGUUUGAUGAAUUCCUCACCGUGGGGAUUGACAUAGUGCCUGCCGUGGAGAGCGUGUACAAGUGCGACUUCCUCAACCUUCAGCUGCAGCCGCCCCUGCAGCUGGAGCGGCAGGCCGUGGACACCUUCCUGCAGCAGCUGCGCAGCCCCAUCGACGCCCUGCCCGCCGAGCUCUUCAACGUGGUGGUGUUCUCCCUGCUGCUGUCGUACUUCCCCUCACCCUACCAGCGCUGGAUCUGCUGCAAGAAGGCCCACGAGCUGCUGACGCUGCACGGCCUGCUGCUCAUCAUCACGCCCGACUCCUCCCACCAGAACCGCCACGCCCCCAUGAUGAAGAGCUGGCGGGUGGCCGUCGAGUCGCUGGGCUUCAAGAGGUACAAGUACGUCAAGUUCUCGCACAUGCACCUGAUCGCCUUCCGCAAGGCCUCGCUGCAGACCUCCAGCGACCUGGUGAGCCGCAACUACCCGGAGAUGCUGUACAUCCCGCAGGACUUCAACGGCGCCGAGGAGGAGGAGGACGAGGAGGCGCGCGCGGAGGCGCCGGCGCCCCUGCGCUCCGAGCUGGAGGAGGAGCAGCUGGCCUGCGGCUUCCUGGAGCUCCCCGACGCGCCCUAUGACUCCGACUCGGGCGAGAGCCAGAGCAGCUCCGUCCCCUUCCAGGAGCUGGAGGACCCCAUCCUGCUGCAGAGCUGAGGGGGUGGGGCCAGCUGCGAAAAAGCACGCCCGUCUGCCCCAGCCGCCGCGUCACCAAACUAACCCGCUGUCCCACCCCCCCACCCCACGCUCUCCCC